Molecule: messenger RNA, 3301 nt
Organism: Ochotona curzoniae (black-lipped pika)
Lineage: Eukaryota; Metazoa; Chordata; Mammalia; Lagomorpha; Ochotonidae
Gene: NT5C2
Product: 5'-nucleotidase, cytosolic II
Exons: 17
Coding region: 614-2215 (533 amino acids)
Biological process (GO): IMP metabolic process; adenosine metabolic process
Molecular function (GO): 5'-nucleotidase activity
Source: RefSeq, a predicted model, not a curated record
GUCAGUUAAUGAAAUCAGAAAAAAGACUUUAUUGUGGAAAUAUGCUUUCAUUUCAUCUUUUAUCAUGAUUGACAUAAAUACUUCUCGUGUAGUUCACAUUGUCCCUUUUUUAAGGGAGGAAAUAACUAAAUUGAUCAGUAAAAUAUGAAAUUGUCCUGGAUUUCCCCAAACCAGAGCAAACUAAAAAUGAUUUGACCAGCUAGGGCUGUGGGAGUCUGUGAAGCUCACAUUGUUUGUGUGCUGGUGGAGGGCCUCAUUAGGGGGCAAAUUUGCUUUUUGUGUUUGCCACUAAUGAUUACACUUACAGGAACUUGCUUGUUUGGAUUGUCUCCUUUAAGUAGCCAGUCUUACACAGUUGAGGCCAUUAAUUAUUUUUCCUGGUCUCUGGGUGUUUUUUCUUUUUUUGUCCUUUUGAGUUUUUAAGUAUAUAAAGCGGAGGAUAUGGCUUCUGAGAUACUGCCUAGUUAGGGUUCGGCAUUGUGCCUGGAUUUGUUGGGCCUCUCGGGGCCCGAGUUCUCUGUGUGCUUUAACAAAUGAGCUACAGUUCUCAAGAGAUCAGUGGAGCUUGUUUGUUGAUCCUGUAUUCUCCUCCAAAGGAAGUAGAUCUUUGAGAAUGUCUAAGGAAGGGGUGUUUGUGAAUCGAAGUUUAGCCAUGGAAAAGAUAAAGUGUUUUGGUUUUGAUAUGGAUUACACUCUUGCUGUGUACAAGUCCCCGGAGUAUGAGUCUCUUGGAUUUGAGCUUACUGUGGAGAGACUAGUUUCUAUUGGCUAUCCCCAGGAGCUGCUCAGCUUUGCUUAUGAUUCUACAUUCCCUACCAGGGGACUUGUCUUUGACACAUUGUAUGGAAAUCUCUUGAAAGUUGAUGCCUAUGGAAACCUCCUGGUCUGUGCCCAUGGAUUUAACUUUAUAAGGGGACCAGAAACUAGAGAGCAGUAUCCAAAUAAAUUUAUCCAACGAGAUGACACUGAAAGAUUUUACAUUCUGAACACACUAUUCAAUCUACCAGAGACCUACCUGUUGGCCUGCCUAGUAGAUUUUUUUACUAAUUGUCCCAGAUACACCAGCUGUGAAACAGGAUUUAAAGAUGGGGAUCUUUUCAUGUCCUAUCGGAGUAUGUUCCAGGAUGUGAGGGAUGCUGUUGACUGGGUUCAUUAUAAGGGAUCCCUUAAGGAGAAGACGGUUGAAAAUCUUGAGAAGUAUGUAGUCAAAGAUGGAAAACUGCCUUUGCUUCUGAGCCGAAUGAAGGAAGUAGGGAAAGUAUUUCUUGCCACAAACAGCGACUAUAAGUACACGGAUAAAAUUAUGACAUACCUGUUUGACUUCCCACAUGGCCCCAAGCCCGGGAGCUCCCAUCGACCAUGGCAAUCCUACUUUGACCUCAUCUUGGUGGAUGCACGGAAGCCACUCUUCUUCGGGGAAGGCACAGUCCUGCGUCAGGUGGACACUAAGACUGGCAAGCUGAAAAUCGGCACCUACACAGGCCCCCUGCAGCAUGGCAUUGUCUACUCUGGAGGAUCAUCUGAUACAAUAUGUGACCUGUUGGGAGCCAAAGGCAAGGACAUUUUAUACAUUGGAGAUCACAUCUUUGGAGACAUUCUAAAAUCAAAGAAACGGCAAGGCUGGCGAACUUUCUUGGUGAUUCCUGAACUUGCUCAAGAGCUGCAUGUCUGGACUGAUAAAAGUUCACUUUUUGAAGAGCUUCAGAGUUUGGAUAUUUUCUUGGCUGAACUUUACAAGCACCUUGACAGCAGUAGCAAUGAGCGCCCAGACAUUAGCUCCAUCCAGAGACGGAUUAAGAAAGUAACUCAUGACAUGGAUAUGUGCUAUGGGAUGAUGGGAAGCCUGUUUCGCAGUGGCUCCAGGCAGACACUCUUUGCCAGUCAAGUGAUGCGUUACGCUGAUCUCUAUGCAGCGUCUUUCAUCAACCUGCUGUAUUACCCAUUCAGCUACCUCUUCAGAGCUGCCCAUGUCUUGAUGCCUCACGAAUCAACCGUGGAGCACACACACGUGGAUAUCAAUGAGAUGGAAUCUCCCCUUGCCACCCGGAACCGUACAUCAGUGGAUUUCAAAGAUACCGACUACAAGCGGCACCAGUUGACACGGUCAAUCAGUGAGAUUAAACCCCCCAACCUCUUCCCACUGGCUCCCCAGGAAAUUACACACUGCCAUGAUGAAGAUGAUGAUGAAGAGGAGGAGGAAGAGGAGGAAGAGUAGGAAAGAACACCCAAACUCUGAGCACCCGUUGAUCAAGAUCUGGCAGGACUCACAGGAGCACAGGCUGUCCCUGUCUGGGUCCUACUGGGGAGGAGGGGGGCUCCAUCAGAGGUACGUCAGCAAGUUUCUGAAGACUUGAGUGUUCUAGCCUGAGAGCUGCUUGGUUUAGCUUUGUGUAUCUGUGCGCUGCAGAUAAUUCACAGUUGUAAUGGAGUCUGUAUAGGAAGAAAGUAAGGGUAAAAGGCUGGACUGCAUGCACAUGGCUUCACUGUGGCUUGUGGCACUGUUUCCUUGUCUUUUUUCAUCACUAGUGUACCUGCAUACAUUAAGGGUAGAGGGUCUCAGAGUGGACACAAGAGGAUGCUGUCCUGUUAAAAGCUGUGUUCUUCCCAAACCCCACUGUUCAGUGCAUUUCGCAGUAUUGUGUACCAGUGGAGAAAUACACUGUUUCCAUUAUGAAAUGUCUCCUUUUAUAAGCCUCUAAGUGUCCUCAGCAGCUCUGGCAAUGCUGCUGUUAUUAAUGGCUUUGCAGAAAUAUUCUCUGCUUGCUUUAGGGCUGGUCUGGAAUGGAGGACAGAUACUCUGAGGCCAAAGUCCUCAUCCUUUCCGUAAUUUUUAGGUUGGUGGAACAAAUGCUUAAUUAUCAAUAAAUCUAUAGGAAAACUUUGGCUGAAAGAGGAGCAAACCCAAGAACCUUCUUAUCUCACAGUGGAGUAUUCCACGCUCUUGUGGGCUACAAAGCUGUGGCUCCAACCACCAACCCAGAGUGCCCUGUCCUGUAAAGCUAAGCACUAGAGGACAGGGCAAAGGCUCUGCAAGCCAGACCCUUACUAGAGCCGGCACAAUCAGUGUGAGUAAAUUCACUUCCAGAUCCCGAGUGAAAUCACUUCUUGUUCUGAACAAGAAUGAAUCAUUACUGAAUGUGAUACAGAACUGCCUCACCAGUACAGUGAAAAUUGUUCCAAUAUUUUUAACAGUGGUGUAACUCUUCCUUUGACCUUUAUAUAUUUUUUCCAUUCUUGUUAUUAGCAAGGGAGGGUAGACUAGCUGCUCUAGAAUUCAAUAAAGAAAAAUGUUUCUACUGCC